Messenger RNA from Metopolophium dirhodum (rose-grain aphid), 2735 nucleotides. Its product is annotated as replication protein A 70 kDa DNA-binding subunit-like. The record is from RefSeq and is a predicted model, not a curated record. Bases 627 to 2165 code for a protein of 512 amino acids. The transcript has 3 exons. NCBI's taxonomy places the organism in Eukaryota, Metazoa, Arthropoda, Insecta, Hemiptera, Aphididae. Gene Ontology annotation, molecular function: nucleic acid binding; protein binding.
UUAUAUAUUUUACUCGGUACGACUCGGUUACCGUCGUUCGCGCCGUACUAUUCGCUGUCGUACCUGUAUGGGUAGGUAAGUGGGUAGUGACGAUCUACGACUUAUGUGGGUAUAACGUGUGUCACCGCGACCACAGUAGUUGUCAAACUUAUACAUCGUAUUAUUCAUAAUUUAUUUGUAGUGAUCGUUCGCCAACUGCAUUUAUCGCUUGCCACUGCGAGUUUCGUUUUUUUUUUUUCACAUAAUAUUAGUCACCGCGUAAACUAUAUUAUGAUUCCGAGGUCGGUCGGUUAAAGCAAUCACUUUGGUACUGGACAAAAUCGACUGAUAAUAGUAAAUUGAAAAUUGAAGUAUGGACGUAGGUAAUACAGCGCCGUACUUACACUUUUCGAUAACAAUAUACGGUUGAUAACAUUAACCGUGAUUAUAAGCAUCGACCACUGCAUAUUAUUGUUGCGAAACCAAAGAGUACGCGUUAUGCACAAUAGCUGCCGGAUGCUAACGCUACCAACAACUUGCAUUCUCUAAUCAUCGAAUAAACCCCUCGUAGUUUUGUGUCGUGGAGUAUUGUACAGUUCUCCUGAUCACCCCACUUCUAGUGUUCCGUGUUUGGGAAAAAGUCCUCGAUGACUGCUCAUGACGAGAUAACUUACGCCUUACCCUGUCUGUUAAAAUUGGCUUAUCAUGCAUGUAACCAGAUUCAGCGGGAAAAGUACGACGUGCUGGAUUUUCCGGACGUUGACUUGCAGAUUUGUUGCCAGUUGCUAUUCCAAAUCAUAAAACUGAACACGGAGGGUGGUGCGUUCGACUCGCUUGGAGACAGGCGAUUCAUGUUUGGCAAGGUGCAACCUAUCUUUGAUGACUGGUCAAUCGAAAUUAUUUGUGAGAAGGCAGCGUCUUACGGACACAUAGAUUGUUUGAAGUUGGCUCGCGAGAUUGGAAUUCCCUGGGCUCCCCCAUACUACAAUACUCAUGGAUCGGCGUGCAACCUGGCCGCUCGCAUAGGCAACCUAGAAUGCCUGGCAUAUGCACAUGAGAACGGUAGUCCCUGGAACAGUGUGACGUGUAAGUUAUCUGCCGCAAACGGACACUUGGAGUGUUUGAGGUAUUUACAUGAAAAUGGAUGUACAUGGGACGAAUACACGUGUGCUUCUGCUGCGGAGUUUGACCACCUGGACUGUCUGAAGUAUGCGCGUGAAAAUGGAUGUCCGUGGGGCCAUGAUACGGUUCUUUGGGCUGCGUGUAAAGGAAAUCUGGACUGUCUUAUUUAUGCGUAUGAAAAUGAAUGUCCACGGAACGAACACACGUGUUAUAAUGCUGCAAAGGGCGGACACUUGAACUGCCUUAUGUAUGCUCAUGAAUACGAAGAAUUUCCAUUGAGCGAAUACGUGUGUUCGGCUGCUGCGGAGGGUGGGCAUCUGGACUGUCUAAUUUAUGCGCAUCAAAAUGGUUUCUGGUGGGAUGUGAACACAUGUGCUUCUGCUGCAUUUGGUGGAAAUCUAGAUUGUCUGAGGUAUGCGUAUGAAAAUGGAUGCCCGUGGGAAAAACACACGUGUUCUAAUGCUGCGGAGGGUGGAUAUAUAGAAUGUCUAAAGUAUGCACAUGAAAAUGGGUGCCAGUGGAACUCGCUCACGUGUUCGAAUGCUGCGGAGGGGGGUCACUUAGACUGUUUGAAGUAUGCGCAUGAGAAUGGUUGCCCGUGGAAUGAAAAAACGUGCUCUCUGGCUGCGAAAAAUGGACACCUGAACUGCCUUAAGUAUGCUCAUGAGAAUGGUUGCCCGUGGAACAAAAAAACGUGUUCUAUGGCGGCGAAAAAUGGUCAUCUAAAUUGCCUUAAGUAUGCACGUGAAAAUGGUUGCUUGUGGGGAAAAAUAACGUGUUCUAAUGCUGCGGAGAACGGGCACCUAGACUGUCUUAAGUAUGCACGUGAAAAUGGUUGCUUGUGGGACCAAAAAACGUGUUCUAAGGCUGCGAAAAAUGGUCAUCUAGAAUGUCUAAAGUAUGCACACGAAAAUGGAUGUCCGUGGGACGUACACAGUGCAUGUUUUGAUUCUGUGGAAAUUGGAAAUCAGGACUGUCGUGAGUAUGCACUGAAGAAUGGAUGUCCUCGAUUCAAGAAUUUAUCGAGGAUUUCAACAGAAAAAAACCCACGCUCAUCAAAAUGAAUAUUCCUGCGGGCUGCGACCGUCAUAGGUUCUAACGAAUCAGUCAAUUAGUUAUGUGUGUCGUAUUUUAAUUUUUAACUAUGCCUAGAGGCUAGAAUAUGCAAAACAUUAAAUUUAUUUAUGUAAGAUAAUUAAUCAAAUUCUAAAAAAUUGAACAAAUAAUUUAUUUAAAACUUAGUAUAUACACCAAAUACGUAUCUGAAAACUCAAUCUUAUUUAAACAUACCUAUUUCUAAUGAUUAUUUGAAAUUUGUCAAUAUAACGCAUUUGUUUUUGUCUAACUUUUUAAAUUAAAACGUUGUUAAAAUGAUUAGUAUGUAAUUCAUUUUCCUGAAAUAUACUAAAAUGUAUUUCCUUAAAUAUAAAAACUUGUAAAAUAUUGUCAAUUCUAAUAUAUUGUAUAUAUAUAGAAUGGAUUCCACCAUUUACUUUGGAGGUUGUUUAUUCUAUAUUGAAGUAAUUAAUUUUGUUAGUAUUGGUAUUUCGUUUUGUUUUUGUAAUAAUACUUAAAACAGCUUCUUAUUAUUGUCAGUGCAAUUUUUUUAAUACAAAAUAAAAAAAUAUGGGAAA